ACAGUUUUGGUGCUGUGAGAAUGAGGGUUGUGAGUUUUUUUGCUGCUGGGAUAUUAGUUUCAUGGGUUUUGAGUGUGUUGGGUGAAGAAAUGAUGGGCUCAUCACCCUGUAAUUUUCCGGCAAUCUACAACUUCGGCGACUCGAAUUCGGAUACCGGUGGGAAUUCAGCAGCAUUUUACCCAGCAGGGCCACCGUCUGGAGAGACUUUUUUCCAUCAGCCGGCUGGAAGAGGUUCUGAUGGUCGUCUUAUAAUAGAUUUUAUUGCCAAGCACCUUAGAUUGCCAUACUUGAGUGCUUACCUAGAUUCAAUUGGAACAAGUUAUAGGCAUGGUGCAAAUUUUGCCACAGGAGGAGCUAGGAUUAGGCGGUUUAAUACAUCUUUCUUUGUGACUGGGGAAAGCCCAUUCUCUCUUGAUAUCCAGAUUGUGCAAUUUGACCAGUUCAAGUCACGCACCAGCAAUCUCUACAAGCAUGCCAAGAAACACUCCAGCAGAAGAAAUCUCCCAAGACCAGAGGACUUCUCAAAGGCUCUUUAUACAUUUGACAUUGGGCAAAAUGAUAUUGCUGCAAGCCUUCAAACAAUGAGCAAUGAACAACUUAAAGCAGUAAUCCCUGGCAUAGUUGACCAAUUAGCCACAGCAGUUGAACAUCUGUACCAAAAUGGGGCAAGAACAUUUUGGAUACAUAACACAGGCCCCAUUGGCUGCUUGCCAGUGACCCAACACCACUACCACCGCCCAAUGCCUGGCAUUCUUGACCAACAUGGAUGCGUCAUAGCUCAAAAUGACAUGGCUAAAGAGUUCAAUAGGAAGCUUAAGAGUGCUGUCAUCAAACUAAGGGAACAGCUACCUGAUGCUGCCUUUACAUAUGUGGAUGUCUUUGCAGCAAAGUAUAAACUAAUCGGCAAUGCAAAGAAGCAAGGAUUUGUUGAUGCAAGAAACAUUUGCUGUGGUUAUCACGAGGAUGACAGCCAUGUGUAUUGUGGGAACAAGGCAAAGAUAAAUGGCAGUGAAGUGUAUGCUGGUUCUUGUGAAGAUCCUUCCUUGUAUAUUAGCUGGGAUGGCGUACACUACACUGAGGCUGCAAAUCAUUGGAUUGCUAAUCAUAUAGUCAACGGUUCAUUCUCGGACCCGCCGGUGCCAAUCACACAUGCAUGUCAUAAGGGUCAAUCUGUGUGAUCAAUAUAUAUAUAUAUAUAUCACCCAAUUUUUGUAUUGACGUGAGAAACACUUCGAUUGAUUAACAUUAGUUCAUUUUCACCAAAUGGCCUUAGAAAAGAGUGCAGCAUU
Messenger RNA from Corylus avellana, 1289 nucleotides. RefSeq names its product GDSL esterase/lipase At5g14450. Lineage: Eukaryota; Viridiplantae; Streptophyta; Magnoliopsida; Fagales; Betulaceae. Gene Ontology annotation, molecular function: hydrolase activity, acting on ester bonds. The record is from RefSeq and is a predicted model, not a curated record.